CGUCGUAAGCUACGGAAGAACGCCAAAGUGGAACGAGAAACAGUACUGGAGAGGAAGAAAGAAGAGGAUAGCUUGUGGAGAGAACGGCAUAUUGUUACUUACCAAAUUAAUACUUAUGAAUCUCCCAUCCAGGUUUUAAUGGGUGAUGUAAAAGUAGCUAGAACAAGUCUGGAUAUCCAUGACAACAAAAGAAAUCAGCAUGAAAGGGGUUUCAAUUCAGCAUUCCCCACAUUUUUUGAGCAGAUUCCCCAGAGACUUCAGAAUUUUUUAAAGUUUCAUCUCAAGAAGUCCAUGAAAGAUGUAGGGCAAGCAAAGUCCGCUGGCUCUGGCAUAUCAAAGGAUGAAGGAUCAUAUACUGAUUUGGAGGUCAACCUGGACAACCAGCUGCAGGCUUGGAAAGCAAAUCCUACUUGGACUGAUCAAAUUCCGGACAUCAAGGUUAAUGUACCGAAAGGUUCUCUUUGCAAUCUUAAUGUCGAGUUCAAUGUUGGCUUGCCCCCAGAUGCAGUAUUCAACAUUGUAAUUGACCCUGACAAUAGCAGGGUCUUCAAGAAUAUCAAGGAAGUAAUAUCUAGGAAGGUCUUGCUUGAUGAGGGCCAAAGGCAGGUCGUCGAGGUGGAGCAAGCUGCUUUAUGGAGGUUUCUUUGGUGGUCAGGAACCAUGUCAGUCCAUGUUAUAGUGGAUCAGAACAGAAAAGAUUACUCAGUCAAGUUUAAGCAAGGGAAAGAAGGAUUUAUGAAAAGAUUUGAAGGCUGCUGGAGAGUAGAUCCCCUGUUUGUUGAUGAACAAUUAUGCUUUCCUUUCAAGCCUAAUUCGUGGGUCGACUAUAUUUCAUGUACUGGAGGUAAAGGAAGGGUUGGUUCAAGGGUGAGCUUAGAACAACUAAUCCAGCCGGCUCUUGUUCCACCACCACCUAUUUCUUGGUAUCUAAGGGGAAUUACUGCAAAGACUACUGAAAUGUUGAUAAAUGACCUGCAAGCAGAAGCUGGUAGAAUUAGGGGAGUUUCAAACAACAAUGCCAAUAAAGAGAGUGAAUUAUCCAUAGGAGCAAGAGGUGAGCAUCCUGUGGAAGAACUGAGCGAUGUUAAAGAAAGAUGGGCCCAACGAAGAAAAGACAGAAGGCAGAAGAGGAGACACUAAAGUUGCUAUGGUAAUCAUCAAUCUAUGGCCAAUGUACACUAUUGAUCCACUACCAUAAAAAAAAAAUCAUAGGAUAUACGCCAUUUAAACUUAUUUCCUAUGUGUGUAAUUCGUGUACUAAGUGCAUUAGUGCAUACGUAUGAUCCUUGCACUAAAUGCAUAUUUGU
This is a messenger RNA of Telopea speciosissima, 1307 nucleotides long. RefSeq lists its product as uncharacterized. NCBI's taxonomy places the organism in Eukaryota, Viridiplantae, Streptophyta, Magnoliopsida, Proteales, Proteaceae. Bases 139 to 1140 code for a protein of 333 amino acids. The record is from RefSeq and is a predicted model, not a curated record. The transcript has 6 exons.